Molecule: messenger RNA, 1385 nt
Organism: Polypterus senegalus (gray bichir)
Lineage: Eukaryota; Metazoa; Chordata; Cladistia; Polypteriformes; Polypteridae
Product: potassium channel subfamily K member 1-like
Exons: 3
Coding region: 211-1122 (303 amino acids)
Biological process (GO): potassium ion transmembrane transport; stabilization of membrane potential
Cellular component (GO): membrane
Molecular function (GO): potassium ion leak channel activity
Source: RefSeq, a predicted model, not a curated record
UCCAUGCUGAAGAAGAUAUGAUCAUUAGUGUAUGCUAAAGUUCAUUUUUGAGCAUCCAGCUUAUUUCCAAAAGUAGGAUUAUGUUUGUUUAUUGUAUACAAACAAAAUGCUUCAAAUGUCAAAGAAGGACGAAGCCGUAAUUUGUAGACUAAUUAAAAAAAAGUAAUUUAACUUUUAGUUAUUAUCAUCACCCCUUUAUGCCGAGCGCCAAUGUUUGCUAAACUCUACUCAGUGCUCUGCAACUGCAGGACUUGGGCAUUUUCGAUUCUUAUAAGCAGCUACAUCCUCUUCAUCAUUUUCGGAGGUUCGGUCCUCAUGGUUCUGGAAGAACCGAAGGAAACGCAGUUGCGGAGCUCCUUGCGCAUCCUGCGAAGCCGCUUCCUGCAGGCGCACACCUGCGUGUCAGACGAGCAGCUUGAAACCUUCACCGAGCAGGUGCUUCGUGCUCAGAAGUUUGGAAUCCCCGUUUUGAUCAACGAAGACGAUAGGAACAAUUACGAUUUCACGUCAUCUCUGUUUUUCCUCACCGCGUUUCUCACAACUACCGGUUAUGGUGAAACAGUACCCAUUUCAGAUGGUGGAAAAGUAUUCUGCAUAAUCUACAGCUUGCUGGGAAUUCCCUUCUCAGUUUUCUUGCUAGCUUGUAUCAUACAGAACCUGAUGUUGUAUCUCAUAUGGCGACCCAUAAAUUAUGUCCACACACGCUGGGGUUACUCAGUUGGCACCAUCAAACUGCUAAGCACUCUGCUACUGUCGACUCUGGUUGUUACCUGCUUCUUCAUCAUUCCUGCUGGAAUCUUUACACAAGUAGAAGACUGGAGUUUCAUGGAGUCUUUAUACUUUUGCUUUAUCUCACUAAGCACUAUUGGAAUUGGAGAUAACAUUCCUGGAAAUGCCAAAAACCAAGCGAUACGACAGGCAUUUGAAUUUGGCAUAUCUUGUUAUCUUAUUCUGGGCUUGAUAAGCUUGAUGUUGGUCCUUGAGACACUUUCAGAGGUGCCAGGGAUCCAUCGGUGUUUAAGUUUAUUCCAGAUGGCGCCAGAGAAAGAAGAUGAACAGCAGAAAGUUUUACAGGAGGCUGAGGGCAAGUCUAAAGAAGUCAGUCCUCAUGAUGAAAGCUAAAGUACCCAGAACUUUUGCAUUGGCAUACCAGACAAAAAACGUCUUGAGCCUAUGAAAAGUUAGUAUGCAGUGGUAAAAGGAAAACUGUAAUAUUUUAAGAUAAUUUAUUUAAAAUUCUCUGCAUAAAUUGCAAAAGGUGAAAAUGACAAUACAAUGUUCAUACAUGUUUACAUUAGUGUAUAAUAAAGUAAUAUAAUUAGCAAUAGUCUAGAAAGUUCCACACUUACUGUUGUUGUCAAAAUAAAAUAUUUUGUUUCCCUGAC